UGUAUAUUUACUUCCUGUUGAUAAACGAGACAUUGCUCGUGUUGCAAUAUAGAAUCUAACAGUUGUUUUUUUACGCAGAAUAGCGGGCCUGGUGCUAACUUGCUAUGGAGGAAGAUGAAUACACUGGGAGUGGAGGGAGCACCCCAGUGCAGGAUGAGCCCAUGUAUUUGGAGGGGGAAGGACCACCAGAGGAGGACAAUGAAAUGAUGAAUAUUGACCAUGCCAAAGGAAAUGACUCAGACAUUGGAAGUGAGACGGGUUCCCAAAGGGGUGGGAUAAGGGCUGAUGACGGGGAUGCUGAGUAUGUAAGUGACGGGGGAGAAGUGGAGAGGGAGGAGGUAGAACAGGAUAUUGUGGAGGAUGAGGAGAUGCAUUCUGGAGAUGAGGGUCCAGCCUCCCCUACUAGCAGAGGUGGAUCAUAUGACGGGAGUCCUCAAGGCUCACCUGAUGGAGACAGACCUUUGUCUCCUGAAACACCCCCUAUGUCCCCAGGGAGUGGACCAGCCUCUCCAGGAGAUAGUCCGCCAGCUAGCCCUGCCCCUAGUGGCAGUCCACCGGGGUCACCGAUGGGAAGUGCUAGUCCUCCCGGAUCUCCUGUUGGAAGUGCUCCACAUUCUCCAGCUGGAAGUGGCAGUCCCCCAGGAUCCCCAGCUGGCAAUGCGGUAGGGUCACCCAUGGGAAGUGGGAGUCCAGCAUCACCUGCAGGCAGUGCUCCUGGCUCUCCAGCUGGGAGUGCUCCCGGCUCUCCUAGAGAAUAUGGAAGCCCCCCAGGUUCUCCUGCAGAAAUUGCUAGUCCUCCUGGUUCACCGGUUGCUUCCCCUAUGUACUCUCCUGCCAACAGUUGUCCUGCUUCUCCAUCAGAAAUAAAAAUUCCAGAAAUGUCUCCAGGAAGUAGUCCUGCUUCUCCUGCAGGAAGUGCUAGUCCACCAAGAUCUCCGACAGGAAGUGGCAGUCCUCCACAGUCUCCGACGGGAAGUGGCAGCCCUCCUCAUUCCCCAACAGGAAGUGGCAGUGUACCUGGAUCACCAACUGGAAGUAGGCGAUCUCGCAGUGGUAGUCCAGCUUCCAGAUCCAGGAGUCGCUCUGCAAGUGGAAGUCGUUCAAGGUCAAGAAGCAGAUCUAGGAGUGGAAGUCCUGCAUCCCGUCGCUCUCGAUCUAGAAGUAGUAGUCGUGGUUCACGAUCACGAUCAAGAAGUGGAAGUCCAGGUUCUCGCCGCUCAAGAUCAGGUAGUGAAAGUUCCCGUGGCUCUCCUGCUAGACGCCGACGUAUUGACUCAGAUAGUGAAGAUGAGGGAGCAAAGAAGUCACACAAAAGGAAAGCUAAAGGAAGUGAUGAGGAAGAUGACAGUGACAAAGAGUCAGAAGUAGGCGAGCUGAUUGCAGAUAUUUUUGGCUCCAGUGACGAAGAGGAGGAGUUUGAGGGAUUUGGAGAAGAGGACGUAGAAGCUGCAAAUAAGAAAAAGGAAAAGAAAAAGUCCACAAUUUUGUCUGAUGACGAUGAAGAUGCGGGAGAGCAACCUACUGGAGAAACUGACGCAAAUCAAGGUGUACAAGACAAUUCAGAUGAUGACGUGAACCGGGAUGAUAAUGGCGGUGGAUUUGUAUCUGACUUUGAAGUGAUGAUGAUGAAGAAGAAAGAAGAAAACAGAAAAAACAGGGCGAAGAGGAAAGACUUUGAAAUAAUUAACGAUAAUGAUGAUCUUAUAGUGGACAUGAUAAAAAAGAUGAAAGAAGCAGCCGAGGCUGACCGAGAGCUGAACACCAAAAAGAAACCAGCAACAAGAAAACUCAAGUAUCUCACAGAUGUUAAUUCUCAGUUAAAAAAGUCAGAUUUACACGUAGCAUUCCUGGACUGUGGAGUGUUGUCAGCAAUGACAGAGUGGCUGGCUCCUUUGCCAGAUAAGAGUCUUCCUCACCUCCAGAUCAGGGAUACCUUCCUGAAACACCUACAUGACUUUCCAUCAGUGAGUAAUGAAGGCCUGAAGGCUAGUGGAAUCGGCAAGGCAGUCAUGUACCUGUACAAACACCCACGUGAAACCAAGAAUAAUAAAGAACGCUGCGGCAAACUCAUAAAUGACUGGUCACGUCCAAUUUUCAACCUCACCUCCAACUAUAAGAUGUUGUCCAAAGAAGAAAGGGAACAGAGGGACUAUGAACAGCUGCCAAAGAGACGGAGAUUAAGUACGGAGGGCAUGACGCCGAGGAGAGACAUCGACAAUGCCUUGUCAGGCGAUCAACAAGCCCUGCGACCAGGUGACAAGGGUUGGAUAAUGAGAGCGAGGGUUCCGAUGCCCUCCAACAAGGAUUAUGUUGUACGACCCAAGUGGAAGGUUGAGGAGAUGGUCAAAUCAUCCAGGAAAAAAGAUGUAACAAGAUAUGAAAAACAUGCAAGAUCUUUUGCUGAAAGGAAGAAGAUUGGAAAAGGCCAACGUGCAGUGGCAAUAAGUAUUGAGGGAAAAAACAUGGCGUUAUGAGAGAAUGUUACACUGAUUGUGAGGAGAAAGAUUGGUUUAUGGAAACAUGUGUUUAUAAUUGAGGAGAGAAAGAAAGCUGCCUGAGUAGAUGUGUUAAUUGUUGAGGAUGCAGGAUGGUGUUAUGAGAUGUGUUUAUUGUUGAGGGGAGAAAGAUAGCAUGAAGACAGAAUGUGCUUUUCAGGUGUUGUUUGAUAAACUAUUUGAAUGAAAAGUGGAAAUGUAACGGUAAGGAUCUCUUGGCCAAUUACAAUUAUUUCUCCAAUUGUGAGUUUGUAAAGAUGGAUUAGCUGUAGCACCUGUUUGGGAGGAUUAAGCUGGACUGUUAGGAUGUGUUGAGUUUGUGAACAGUCCUACAGCAAAAAAAACAAUAGUUUUUUAGAAUGUGUUGAGUUUGUGAACAGUCCUACAGCAAAAUAACAAUAGCUUUUAGGAUGUGUUGAGUUUGUGAACAGUCCUACA
Molecule: messenger RNA, 2933 nt
Organism: Mizuhopecten yessoensis (Yesso scallop)
Lineage: Eukaryota; Metazoa; Mollusca; Bivalvia; Pectinida; Pectinidae
Product: IWS1-like protein
Exons: 16
Coding region: 105-2474 (789 amino acids)
Biological process (GO): poly(A)+ mRNA export from nucleus
Cellular component (GO): nucleus
Source: RefSeq, a predicted model, not a curated record